This is a messenger RNA of Leopardus geoffroyi (Geoffroy's cat), 3319 nucleotides long. RefSeq names its product aldo-keto reductase family 1 member A1 (gene AKR1A1). Bases 2247 to 3224 code for a protein of 325 amino acids. NCBI's taxonomy places the organism in Eukaryota, Metazoa, Chordata, Mammalia, Carnivora, Felidae. The transcript has 9 exons. The record is from RefSeq and is a predicted model, not a curated record. Gene Ontology annotation, biological process: aldehyde catabolic process. Gene Ontology annotation, molecular function: aldose reductase (NADPH) activity. Gene Ontology annotation, cellular component: cytosol.
UUUUGUUUUGUUUUGUUUUUGAAGGCUAUAGGAGUACUUGCAAAACCAAAUGGAAGGUACAGCAUGGAACUGGCAGGAACCAGGUGGCUUCAGGAGGUCCUAUUAGCAGAGAUUGCUCGACAGCCAUGGCAGGGUGCUAGUGAAAUGCAUUUCAGGAUGAAAGGCAUGAAAUUCAGGUGAUUAGUCUUUUGGUGACUGUAUUAAUAAUUAAGACUCAAGGAAGGAAUAGCCAAUUGGCAUAUUUUGGGGUAUUCACACACAUGUUAGCUAGGGGAGGGCAAGUACUUGAAUUAAUGACUGUUGAAUUGGAUCCAAUAAGGAGGAAGAAAUUCUCCAAAAGAGGGAGGAAUGGGCACUGGGAAGCCAAAAACAAUAAUUCCCACUAUCCCUCCUGCCUGAACCACUCAUUUCCCUUGGAUUCUGAGACAACUUAUUCACUUGGUCUCCUCUCAGUCUACCUCUCAGGCUGUUCUCUGCCUCCUUGUUUUUACAAUGGGGCAAGGCACCCUAGAAGUUGACAGAGGCUUAUCCUUUGUAAGAUGGGAAAAGGAUGGUUGUGAAAGGGGCAGUGUGUUCUUGAGCCGAUCUAUUUUGCAGUCUGAAAACUAUUUGAAAACUCUUGGAGGGAUAGGGUUGUGCCUUGUAUGAAAUAUUCCCUGGCACCAGAAUUAAGACCAAAAGCCCCAAAGUUGGGGGAAGGAGAGGGCCUCAGUAGUUCAUCACUUGGCAAGGUCACCACCUGAUGGUUACACUUCAGACUUUUAAGAAGUCAGACUCAGCAGAAAAGAAAUAUGGAGUCUGUCAGACCCUGAAGAAAAGGUGGGAGGGAUGGGAUACAUGGCAUGUGUCUCUUGAUGGCAAGUCUUUGCUAGGGUAAGAUGAGUUUGAGGUAUAUUAAAUUCCGACCACAUAAGCUGGAAUCUGAGUGUCUUUAUGAGGAUAGAUGGUGUCAAACAUUAGACAUUCGGUCCAUCAAGACACUACCUGUAUUGAGGAGACAGUGGGGAGUAAUCCAGAGGAGCCAAAAAAAAAAUGAGGAAGAGUAGAGGAGCAGAGGAGAUAGAGGUGUGGGGAGAGAAAAGCAGAGCUACACAGAGGGGAAAACGUGUAAAAUGCAAGACACCUCUCAGUCCACAUGGUUAGGGCUAUUUCAAAUAUAAAAUCUGUAUGACUUAAUAGCUAUGUGAUUUUGGCCAAGGUACUUUACCUGGUUGAGUCUGUUCAAUCUGUAAAAUUGAACGUGAAUACCUCCCUCACAGGAGACUUCCAGUAUGCAGGUAACGUCUGUAUCUUCACUUGGAUAAUAGUUACACUGAAAAAAAGAAUCACAGAGCUUUAGAUUUGUGCAUUUUUCUGUAUGUAUGCUAUACUAUACUCCAAUAAAAAAGCUUACAAAAAAAAAAAAAACAUUUCCCUUACAGGGUUGAAGAUUCAAUAAAAUCAUGUUUCUAAGUCUAGCACAGUAUCUGGCACAUUAAUGCGCGUCCGGAGUCCACAGUCCGGAUACAGGGACCACGAACUUACUACCGCUUGCAGCCCAGAGACGCGACCUCUUCCUUGUUACAGGCAACUUUUACCGCGGCUGCUCUCCGAGCCUGUUUGCCAGACCAAGUAACGGAGCCAGUUUAGGUAUAUUCUGGGAACCCCGCCAACCUGACUCUAAAAGAUAGGAGCGACAGUCGGUUUUGCGAACCCGGAUUGAGUGGAGACACCAGAAGAACCUGCAAUGUGACACCCAGUACCCUCCUCCCUCCAACAGAAGGAGCUCCAGCAGCCUAGAGCGGCGUGGCUGUGGCGCGCGGUGCAUUGUGGGCCAGCAGAGGCACGGACUGGCCCCGACGUUAGGGUCCCCCAAGUGGCCAGGGGCUCGCGCUUCACUCUACCCCCAAGUACUCCAAACCUGCGCAGUGAAGUGUGUCUAGACUCCAGCCAAUCCAACCACCAGAGCUAGAGGUGGAGCUGGUGCAGGCUCCCAACUCUGGCUUCCAAACUCCAGCCCUUUACAGGGCGGGGUGGGGUCCACCACUGCGCGUGAUGCUGAAUGCCGGCCCUCUCCCCUCCUCCGGGAGGAGCUUCCUCUUCACCGCCAGACUUAAGCUAGAUUCCUGCCUCCACCGUCAGGCCAACCAACUUCCUUUGCAGCCCACCAGUUCCGGAAGCUGAGGCUUACUGUAACGUUGGCAAGGUGCAGAACCGAAGAGAGAUCACACUGUUUUGUUCACGCUCUGUGAUUGAGCCCAGGGAGCAUGGCGGCUUCCUGUGUCCUCCUGCACACUGGGCAGAAGAUGCCCCUGAUUGGACUGGGCACCUGGAAGAGCGAUCCUGGCCAGGUAAAGGCUGCUGUUAAGUACGCCCUGAGUGUAGGCUACCGCCACAUUGACUGUGCUGCUAUCUAUGGCAAUGAGACGGAGAUUGGGGAGGCCUUGAAGGAGAAUGUGGGACCUGGCAAGGUGGUGCCUCGAGAGGAGGUGUUUGUGACUUCCAAGCUGUGGAACACUAAACACCACCCUGAGGAUGUGGAGCCUGCCCUCCGGAAGACACUGGCUGACCUCCAGCUGGAGUAUUUGGACCUGUACCUAAUGCACUGGCCUUAUGCCUUUGAGCGAGGAGACAACCCUUUCCCUAAGAAUGUUGAUGGGACUAUCCGCUAUGAUUCUACCCACUACAAGGAGACCUGGAAGGCUCUGGAGGCACUGGUGGAUAAGGGGCUGGUACGGGCACUAGGCCUGUCCAACUUCAGCAGUCGGCAGAUUGAUGACGUGCUCAGUGUGGCGUCUGUGCGCCCAGCUGUCUUGCAGGUGGAAUGCCACCCAUACCUGUCUCAGAAGGAGCUGAUUGCCCACUGCCAAGCACGUGGCCUGGAGGUGACUGCUUAUAGUCCUCUGGGCUCCUCUGAUCGUGCUUGGCGUGAUCCUAAUGAGCCUGUCCUACUGGAGGAGCCAGUGGUCCUGGCACUGGCCGAAAAGUAUGGCCGGUCUCCGGCUCAGAUCCUGCUCAGGUGGCAGGUCCAGCGGAAAGUGAUCUCCAUCCCCAAGAGUAUCACACCUUCACGUAUCCUUCAGAACAUCCAGGUGUUUGACUUCACCUUUAGCCCAGAAGAGAUGAAGCAGUUAGACACCCUGAAUAAAAAUUGGCGAUACAUUGUGCCCAUGAUCACUGUGGAUGGGAAGAGGGUCCCGAGAGAUGCAGGGCACCCUCUGUAUCCUUUUAAUGAUCCAUACUGAGACCACCACUCUGUGGUUUCCUUUCCAGCUCUCCAGCUACAAGGUCCUGCCACCCCCAGAAAGAAGGAGUUAAUAAAACCACUGGAACAUCCAUA